AUGUCGUUUUCUCAUGUAGCUCAGAAAGUUAUGAAGCAUUUACAAGUGUUUGGCCUUAUCUUCUUUCCCAUAGGUGACUGCCAACAGCCAGCCCAGUGUCGAAUCCAGAAAUGUACCACGGACUUUGUAUCCCUGACUUCACACCUGAACUCUGCCAUUGACGGCUUUGACUCUGAGUUCUGCAAGGCCCUGCGUGCCUAUGCUGGCUGCACCCAGCGAACUUCAAAGGCCUGCCGUGGCAACCUGGUGUACCAUUCUGCCGUGUUGGGUAUCAGUGACCUCAUGAGCCAGAGGAAUUGUUCCAAGGAUGGACCCACAUCCUCUACCAACCCCGAAGUGACCCACGAUCCUUGUAACUAUCACAGCCAUGCAGGAGCCAGAGAACACAGAGGAGGGGACCAGAACCCUCCCAGUUACCUUUUCUGUGGCUUGUUUGGAGAUCCUCACCUUAGAACUUUCAAGGAUCACUUCCAAACGUGCAAAGUGGAAGGGGCCUGGCCCCUCAUAGAUAAUAAUUAUCUUUCAGUUCAGGUGACAAAUGUGCCUGUGGUCCCUGGAUCCAGUGCUACUGCUACAAAUAAGAUCACUAUCAUCUUCAAAGCCCACCAUGAGUGUACAGAUCAGAAAGUCUACCAAGCUGUGACAGAUGACUUGCCAGCUGCCUUUGUAGAUGGCACCACCAGUGGUGGGGACGGUGAUGCCAAGAGCCUGCGUAUUGUGGAGAGGGAGAGUGGCCGCUAUGUGGAGAUGCACGCCCGCUACAUAGGGACUACUGUGUUUGUGCGGCAGCUGGGUCGCUACCUGACCCUCGCCAUCCGUAUGCCCGAGGAUCUGGCCAUGUCCUACGAGGAAAGCCAGGACCUACAGCUGUGUGUGAACGGCUGCCCCCUGAGCGAACGCAUCGAUGAUGGGCAGGGCCAGGUGUCUGCCAUCCUGGGGCACAGCCUGCCUCGCACCUCCUUGGUGCCGGCCUGGCCCGGCUACACACUGGAGACUGCCAGCACUCAGUGCCAUGAGAAGAUGCCGGUGAAGGACAUCUAUUUCCAGUCCUGUGUCUUUGACCUGCUCACCACUGGUGAUGCCAACUUUACCGCCGCAGCCCACAGUGCCUUGGAGGAUGUGGAGGCGCUGCACCCGAGGAAGGAACGCUGGCACAUUUUCCCCAGCAGUGGCAAUGGGACUCCCUGUGAAGGCAGCAAUUUGUCUGUCAGUCUGGGACUCACGUGCUUGAUCCUUAUUGUGUUUUUGUAGGGGUUGUCUUUUGUUUUGUUUUGGUUUUGUCUAUAACAAAAUUUUAAAAUAUAUAUUGUCAUAAUAUAUUGAGUAAAAGAGUAUAUAUGUAUAUACCAUGUAUAUGACAGGAUGUUUGUCCUGGGACACCCACCAGAUUGUACAUAUUGUGUUUGACUGUUCUCACAUAUGUUGGAUGUAGUGUUCUUUGAUUGUAUCAAUUUUGUUUUGCAGUUUUGUGAAAUGUUUUAUAAUGUCCCUGCCUGGGGACCUGUUAGAAAGCACUUUAUUUUUUAUAUAUUAAAUAUUUAUGUGUGUACCUGAUGAAUAUGUAUAGUACAUAUACACAGACACCAUAUGCAGUGUGCCCUUUGAAGGUGUUUGUAACUGUUCUUGGCUGUUCCCUUCUGCCCUUUCCCAUUGCUACUGAUUUGCCACAGUGUGCAGUUCUCACCCACCACCUUCCAGUAGAGCUGCCUCCUUCCUUUGAACUGUGUCCUCACCGUUCUACCCUCAUUUGAUUUGAAAGGAGCGUUAACCUCCCCCUUGCAGGUGCUUUUGACUCUGUUAAACUCUGAUCUUAAGAAGCCCUCUUAUUCUCUAACACCAGUUACUUUUUCAUAAGCGGUGUAUGAUACAGUUCUUACUCUCCAUUCGAAAUGGUAUAUAUUUGAUCACAUGUGGUAUAUUAGGUUGAACCAGAGGAAACUGCUGUUUCUGUAGGUCAAAAGAGUCUAGUGGCGGCAGUUUCAUAGACACAUAGCAGGCCUCUUGCUAGACCCCAGGAGCGCUCAGACAUUUUCUCAUCCCAUGCCCCCUUUUUAAAUUGUAAUUUUUUUCUCUUUUAAUUCGAUUCUGCAUGAAGCAAAACAAGGAACCAUAAAUUUUCUGAUUGUCAUGCGUUGCUCUUUUUUUCUCUUUAUAGACUGGUGUAAGCCCAUAUUCUUAACCUUCUCUUGACUGUUGGGCCCAAAACCACCCGGCACUCCCUGCCUCCAUCCAGUUAGGAAGCCUUCCUUGAUCACACCUUGUGAAUCCAGAGACUGGGUGGGUUAGAUUCUCUGGGAGGCCCAGAUCCCAUCACAAAGUUUUCCAUUCUUCCUUGUCCUCCACACCAUGGCCUUCAUCACAGUCUUUGACAUGCUUAUAUGCAGAAUGGAACUAAGUAGGGCAGUAAUGACAGUAAGUCUUCUGUGGCCUGACUCCACGUGCAGCCAACUCUGGGUGCUGCUUAAUCCAGACACUUGCAAACCAAGCUUUGUGCUCCCCAGGGAGUCUCAUUUGUUGGUCAGGCACUCUCUUAACACCUGUAGCUGAAUAUUAUUUAGACCAUUGCUCGUGUGACUUGGUGAAAUCCUUGUGAAGUAAAAGGAUCUCUCUUCUUGCCUCUUCCAUCCCAUCGUUGGCACCCCCUUGCCAAAGUUAACAAUGAAAGGCAGGAACAGUCACAGUUAACUCCAGGAUAGGUAUGUUUAUAUUGUUACAUCUAAAUACCAAUGUUCCAAGAAGUGAUAAAGUUAUACUUUAAUAAUCCAAGUUUACAUAAACACCAAAAAUAGGAACUUUGAAUAGUAAUAUAGACCAAAGUUAUGCUUAGUUUUAGUUGACUGGAUAAUUUCUUCUGCCAUGUCCUGUUGAUUAAUGACACUGCCAGAGGUCCAGACUGGCAGGAAAAGAGGAUGUUAUUUUGUGAAAUUCUCUUUCUUAGUGAACUGAUGUGCCAUCCAGUCACAGGGUGGAGUUGUGAAUUCAACUAGAGGUGGCAAACCUCUACCUUCCGGUGUAUGAGAGAAUAAUCUUUAGCAGUCUGGGGAAAUAAUGAAGGUGCUCUGCUAAAGAUUCAACUCCAGAGAGUGGAGAACUAAACGUGUCGUCCUUUUCUAGAAGCUAGACUAGGGACUUCCCUGCCAUCAGCUCUGAACUGUGACUGCGUUUGUUCACCUAUGGAGUCAUUUACCAAAUUCAAAAACUAUUGUUAAUUUUAUAAUUGAGUAGAACAGGAGAGGAAAUGUAUUGAGGAUACUUUUAACCACUAUUUUUGUGCAAGUAGUAUAAAAGUGAAGUAAAAACAAUAGUAGAAAUGUCUAUAGUAACUGGGUUUUGAGUGUAUAUGAUUACCGUUGUUCUUUUCAGAAAAAAUAACCACCUCUAUUAGUAGUUGGGAAAAGAAAAUUGGGUUGUUUUGCCAGAUCAUUUGGCUGAAACGGAUGCUCAAAAACAUCCUGCAUUACUAGGAUUAGUUUCAGUGUAUUAAGCUUUUCUCCCUUUAUAAUCAGUGUCACUGUAAAACAUUUACAGUCCCCACAGAUAAGUUUCAGAAAUACAUGUAUUUCCCUUGUUCUAAGGGCCAGGUUUAUUUUCUCCUUUUCUAGAAGUUCUAGAGAAAGUCUGCUUGCACAUAUUGGUUCUUGAAAUUCUAGUUUUAGGUCAUUCCAACACAUGGAUAGACUGUAGCUGUUUAGAGGGCUCCUGGGGGAGCUUGAAACUUGGGGAACACUGGUUUUCACAGAUGCUCCACAUGGCUGUCUUUAAAAGACUCAAAACUUUUUUUGUCCUCUUUGUUAUGCUUGGCAACCCCCGCAGUGUGUCGAGUCUUUGCAAAGAAACCUUUAGAUGUGGUUCAUAGGUAUAUGAAUAUGUAUCUGUGUAAAACAGUGAGUGUGCAGUGUGUAAAUACUUUAAAUUAUGCUAGAAAAAUAAAGUUACAUACCAUGCUGUGGAA
This is a messenger RNA of Carlito syrichta (Philippine tarsier), 3952 nucleotides long. RefSeq names its product repulsive guidance molecule family member b (gene RGMB). Gene Ontology annotation, biological process: BMP signaling pathway. NCBI's taxonomy places the organism in Eukaryota, Metazoa, Chordata, Mammalia, Primates, Tarsiidae. The coding region runs from base 1 to 1251 and encodes 416 amino acids. Gene Ontology annotation, cellular component: plasma membrane. Gene Ontology annotation, molecular function: coreceptor activity. The transcript is spliced from 2 exons. The record is from RefSeq and is a predicted model, not a curated record.